Aspergillus steynii IBT 23096 is the source of this 1277-nucleotide messenger RNA. Its product is annotated as putative short-chain dehydrogenase/reductase. The record is from RefSeq and is a predicted model, not a curated record. Gene Ontology annotation, molecular function: oxidoreductase activity, acting on the CH-OH group of donors, NAD or NADP as acceptor. The coding region runs from base 268 to 1098 and encodes 276 amino acids. The transcript has 3 exons. NCBI's taxonomy places the organism in Eukaryota, Fungi, Ascomycota, Eurotiomycetes, Eurotiales, Aspergillaceae.
CGGUAGUAAUUUGUGGAGUAGUUACACGAAGUGACUUGACGUGCUGGAAAGGAUCCUUAUCCUUAUCUCAUCCCUUGCGAGCGGAAUCAUCAAUGUUGACUAUACUAAUGGCUGCGAGAACCUUCGAUACCAGAAAUAGUACUCUGUUGCUGCCUGAGGACACCGCGGGCUGGUCUGACGUCAUCCUCAGGCGCCGAGGCCCCAACACAACCCCGGAUUCUCGUCAACUCCUCAACUUCCCCUCACAUCCCUCCCAGAUCUCGUGCAAUGGCCUUUGCUCGUAGAUUAGCGAUCCUCCCUGGAGGUCUAGGCGGCCUCGGCUCCAGCAUCGGCAAGCGACUCCGCGAACAAGGAGCCCGCCUGGCCGUUCUGUACGCGCCAUUCGAGGCCUCUCGGCGAGACCAGCUCCUCUCAGAAGGCUACGGCGCCACUCACAACCGCGAUGAGAUCCGCGCCUACGAAUGCGACAUCACGUCACCAGAGUCCGUGCAAUCGGCCUUCACCACGCUCGAGACAGAAAUGAUAUCGCCGUCUUCAUCCUCUGUCUCCGAUCGCGUCUUCCCCAGCAUCCUCGUCAACACCGCUGGCUACGUCUCUCUCAGCGACAUGGAACUCACCCCGCCCGACGAAACCACGAAACAUCUCACCACGAACGUCCUAGGGCCUAUGCUCUGCUCUCAAGCAUUUGCGAAACUCUACUUUGCUGCCUCGAAAGCCGCGGAGUCCUCGACCAGCCCGCCUGCUCCUGGACGGAUCGUUAACAUUGCGUCCCAGGCUGCCCAUGUUGCAUUACAUCGGCAUGGCGCGUACUGUGCAUCCAAGGCGGCUUUGCUUGGUCUCACGCGCAGCAUGGCCUCUGAGUGGGGAGGUCGCGGGAUUACGACGAAUAGUGUUUCGCCGACGGUGGCGUGGACGGCGCUGGGGAAGAAGGCCUGGGGCGAGGACUCGGUUCGAGAGGCAUUCUUGAAGAAUAUCCCGACGGGGAAGUUUGCGUUGCCGGAGGAGGUGGCGGAUGCGGCGGUUUUCUUGUGCCAGGACUCGAGUGGGAUGAUUAAUGGGGCUGAUAUUCGUGUUGAUGGGGGGUAUACUAUUCGGUGAUAGGUUUGGUUUCUAUGGAAAUGGAUAAUGAACUAUUUCUUGCCGUCUUGAAAGAGCUGCUAUAUAUGCAUUUACCUCUUAGCCCAACUAGAAGACAUUGCCAUAUCCACACAUCCAACACGUGCUGUCACUCAAUCAUUCGGCAUAAAUCAUAACCGUACUAGACAAUCUCAGUCGUC